CACAGCUUGCAACCCACCCGCUUCUCACAGAUUCACAUGGCGCCUGCAGAUCUGCUGGGUGGGGCAGGAACUGGGGACUGUUUACAAGUGAAACUCGCUGUAGCUUUACACCUCAAUAAAUAAUGGACCGGAAACUGAAUCUGGACCGAGCUGAGACAUUCUCCUUUGUCAACCCGUGGAUCAGAUACUUUCUCUUCUUCUUCAGCUUCUUAUUUUGGGUUUUCUCCCUGUUGAUUGUUGCAAUUGGUGUGUAUGCUAAAGUCCAGAAGGCCACAGACACGGUGAGGGACACGUUCCUGAUCGACCCGGCUGUCAUCUUAAUCGUGGUGGGGGUGGUCAUGUUCUUCAUCACUUUCUGUGGCUGUAUCGGAGCUCUCAGAGAGAACAUUCGCCUCCUCAAGACAUUCUCCUUCAGCCUCACACUGGUCUUCCUCACCCAGCUGGCCAUAGCGAUUCUGGGCUUCUUUUACUCCGAUCAGGCACGGGAUGCUUUGGGAAAGUUUGUAAAGAAAGCAAUUGUGCACUACAGGGAUGACCUGGAUCUGCAGAACCUGAUGGAUUACAUUCAAAAAGAGUUCAAGUGUUGUGGAUGGAACAACUACACUGAUUGGUCUUGGAACCUCUACUUUAAUUGUACACAUGACAACCCCAGCUCUGAGCGCUGUGGUGUGCCUUAUUCAUGCUGUACUCCUGUUCCUGGGGAGGCAGUGAUCAACACUAUGUGCGGUUUUGGAGUUCAAACGCAAAACUUCAUGGAGGCAAACAAGUCGAUCUACCCAGUAGGCUGUGCAGACAAGGCAGUGAUGUGGAUCGAGUCUCAUCUGCUGCUGGUGGGAGCUCUCGCCUUGGGUCUGGCCUUGCCUCAGAUUGCAGGAAUUGUGCUGUCCCAGAUCCUGAUCUCUCAGAUUCAAGAUGAGAUUACCUCAGUGUUGUGAGAGCGCUACGACAGAGGGGAAGAAAACGAAAGAAAGGAACUUGCAGUACUCCACUCAGCUUCUCUGACAUGUUCAAGGACAUCUUUUCUACAGCUACUACUGCAAUAUCCGGGCAUGUGAUAUUCUUAACAUGUGGUUGCCUACAGGUAUACAAGUGUGAUGCACUUUAAUGUAUUAUUUACAGUCAAUUAUAUGCCAAGUGUAUAUAUUAUUAACCGGUUUUGAACAUUGACGUCAAGAUUUCAUCUCUUUAAAUGUGAAAAGUUUGCUUAUAGAAUUGAGUUAAAACAUAUGCAUUUAUUAUUUUAUGUUACUGUUUAUCACUGAACAUCAGCUCACAUAAAGCAAGUCAUUAUGUGUCGUUUUUUAAAGGUCUGGAAACACAACAUUCACACACUGCUCGCCUCCCUCACUCAGCUAACGGGAAAGAAAGAGAGUGAAGUAGUAAAUCAAACAAUUUCUGAUCCUAAAGUCAAGGUAGGCGUAGCCACACCUCCACACAACCAGGCAAGAAGGUGUCACACUGGAUUUUGUGCGAAUGCAGCCAAUAUGCAGUGUACGUACUCGCCACUGUGGGCCAUCUG
Pundamilia nyererei is the source of this 1519-nucleotide messenger RNA. RefSeq names its product tetraspanin 33b (gene tspan33b). The record is from RefSeq and is a predicted model, not a curated record. The coding region runs from base 123 to 935 and encodes 270 amino acids. Lineage: Eukaryota; Metazoa; Chordata; Actinopteri; Cichliformes; Cichlidae. Gene Ontology annotation, cellular component: plasma membrane. The transcript is spliced from 8 exons.